AUGCUAACCAAUUACAACCUCGUCGCAAGAUCAACCCACGACGUCCGAGGAUUCCGUGGCGCCCACGCGAAACAGUCACACAUAUCCGCCCAACCCACAACCAUCAAGAACUGGCACAAGAAGAUAAACUGGCUGAACACCACCCUUGUUAUCCUGAUUCCAGCCUACGGCCUCUAUCUAGCGCGCUCGACACCCCUCACUCGUCCAACGCUGCUAUGGAGCAUCAUCUACUACUCCAUGACCGCCUUUGGUAUCACGGGCGGUUACCAUAGACUGUGGAGUCACCGUUGUUACUCUGCACGUCUGCCGCUACGCCUCUUUCUGGCAUUUGUAGGAGCUGGAGCUAUCCAAGGAAGCAUUCGCUGGUGGAGCGCCAAUCAUCGUGCUCACCAUCGAUGGACCGAUACGAUGAAAGACCCGUAUUCAGUCAUGCGGGGCCUAGUCUUCUCGCACAUUGGCUGGAUGAUCAUGAACACGGAUCCAAAAGUAAAGGGCCGCACAGAUAUCUCUGAUCUAGACAGUGAUGCCAUUGUCGUUUUCCAGCACAAGCACUACGGAAAAAUACUUCUUUUCACCGCUUGGGUGUUCCCUGCCCUAGUGGCUGGUUUAGGCUGGGGUGACUGGUGGGGAGGCUUUGUUUAUGCUGGCAUAAUACGCGCGUGUUUCGUUCAGCAAGCAACCUUUUGUGUUAAUUCAUUGGCACACUGGAUUGGCGAACAACCGUUUGACGACCGAAGGAGUCCGAGAGACCAUGUACUUACAGCUCUUGUUACAAUGGGAGAGGGGUAUCACAACUUCCAUCACGAAUUUCCUAGUGACUACCGCAACGCUAUCAUCUGGUACCAAUAUGACCCCACAAAAUGGCUUAUCUGGGGCAUGUCGAAGAUUCCCUUUUUUCCACUAGCCACCGACCUGAAGACCUUCCGCGCCAACGAAAUCGAAAAAGGCCGUCUCCAACAGCAACAAAAGGCCGUUGACAAGAAACGUGCACUCCUCGACUGGGGCACUCCACUCUCCCAACUCCCCGUCCUCUCCUGGGACAAAUUCCAAACCCAGGCUUCAGCCGACGGCGCCGCUUUGGUAGCUAUUGCUGGAGUCAUCCACGACGUCUCGCCUUUUGUUGCCGACCACCCCGGCGGCAAAACACUCAUCAAGUCUGCGAUUGGGAAAGACGCAACAGCUGUGUUCAAUGGCGGUGUAUACCAACAUUCCAACGCUGCACACAAUCUACUUUCGACAAUGAGAGUCGGUAUUCUGCGCGGAGGCCAAGAAGUCGAAGUGUGGAAAUCCGGGGCGGAAAGAGCGACGAAAGAUACGAGAAGCCUUGGUAUCGUGAGGGCUGGUGAGCAGGCGACGAGGGUUUUGGCACCGGCUGCGGCGGCUGUGGCUGCGUGA
Messenger RNA from Exserohilum turcica Et28A, 1395 nucleotides. RefSeq lists its product as uncharacterized. Gene Ontology annotation, biological process: unsaturated fatty acid biosynthetic process. The record is from RefSeq and is a predicted model, not a curated record. NCBI's taxonomy places the organism in Eukaryota, Fungi, Ascomycota, Dothideomycetes, Pleosporales, Pleosporaceae. Gene Ontology annotation, cellular component: endoplasmic reticulum membrane. The coding region runs from base 1 to 1395 and encodes 464 amino acids. The transcript has 3 exons. Gene Ontology annotation, molecular function: iron ion binding; stearoyl-CoA 9-desaturase activity; heme binding.